Penicillium canariense is the source of this 1665-nucleotide messenger RNA. RefSeq lists its product as uncharacterized. The transcript has 3 exons. Gene Ontology annotation, molecular function: transmembrane transporter activity. Gene Ontology annotation, biological process: transmembrane transport. The coding region runs from base 1 to 1665 and encodes 554 amino acids. Lineage: Eukaryota; Fungi; Ascomycota; Eurotiomycetes; Eurotiales; Aspergillaceae. The record is from RefSeq and is a predicted model, not a curated record.
AUGGGACUCCCGGAAAUUUCCCAAGAUGCAUUUCGCUAUGAGUCCAAAACCACUCUCAACUCCCGGGCUAGCCUCCACAGCCUCGACGAUGUAACGCCCAACCCGGCGCAGGAGAGCAGACUGCAAUUAUUCCAGGCCGAGUCCUCAUACGAAGAGGAGCAAUGGCGAUUCGAUGUGCGAGACUGGCUGGUGUUCAUUUGCAUAGUCAUCAUUGCGAUGAUGGACGCUUUUGAUGCGACGGUCAUGAUACCUGUACUGCCUGAAUUGGCCAAUAUGUUCGACAGGCCCCUCGUCAGCACUCUCUGGGUCAACAUAGCGUAUCUCAUCCCCAACGCCGCCAGCCAACUUUUCUUCACAAUGAUGUGCGACGUAUUCAGCCACGGAGUGGUGUGGAUUAUCGCUCUAGUGAUUGGCACGAUCGGCACGGGCAUUUGCGGCGGUUCGAUGAGUUUGAUGGAGCUUAUUAUCGGCCGGUCGAUCCAGGGUAUUGGCGGAGGCGGCGCGAUGGCCCUCUGUUUCGUGAUCAUGGCGGAAUCCGCACCGGAGUCGGUUCAGUCACGGUAUUCAUGCUACAUCCUCCUGACGCGGCUCAUUGGAUCCAUGCUGGGUCCAAUUGUCGGUGGACUGUUCGUGGACAAGGCAGACUGGACAUGGGCGUUCUACUUUAACUUUAUCUUUUGCGCGCUGGGCUUACUGGGAAUUCCAUUCGCUACGGACUUGCGCGUCUCCACCAAUAUCCCGCUCCGCAAGCUGCGUACCUUGGAUUGGUCUGGCGCCACGAUGGCCCUGCUAGGACCGGGAAGCAUUCUCAUUGGCCUGAGCUGGGGUGGUAUCUCCUAUAAGUGGACUCAGUGGCAGACGCUGAUGCCCAUCAUCGUCGGUGUUGCGACACUCGUUGCGAUGACGUUUUAUGAGUCGAUGUGGGCAUUGCAUCCGCAAUUUGGCACGAAGGUUUUCAGAUCCACCGCCACAACUAUGACCUAUAUUGGCUGUUUCUGUCAUGGCUUUGUGAUCUUUUGUCAGAUGCAAUACUUUACAAUCUACCUAUUGUCAGCGAAAUACAUGUCUACCACUGUUUCAGGGCUGGCGCUCCUGUGCAUCACCGGUCUCGCACUUACGCCUUCAGCUGUGGUGGGGAUUGUGCUCGCAAGAGAGCCGCAGUGUUCCAAGUAUAUCAUCUCCGGCGGGUGGGUGCUAACCGUUCUUGCAUCUGGCUGUUCCAUUCUUCUCGACGCGGAGACUCCUACUGUUGGAUGGGUGUUUUUGUUCUUCACAGCUGGCCUGGGACAUGGACUCCUCCUUUCAAGCUAUAACAUCCGCAUCCAUAGUAUGCCCAAGGAUGAAGGGGCCUCACUGUCCACCAAGCCUAUUAUGAUGUUCAACUUCAUGGGAGCGUGGGGGAUGGCGGUCGCCAUACCUAUCGGAGGCAUGGUGUUCUUGAAUUGCUUCGGCGACAAGCUUCAUAGUAUCGGGUUGAGAAGAGAUCUCAUCAAUACCGCCGACGGCUAUCUAGUGCUAAUGAAUCAAGUAAAGAUGACAGACGAGCAAAGAGAAGCGAUUCAAGAGGCCUCUGCAACGGCAUUACAGGCUGUGUGGGAAGUCAUCACAGGUGUCGGCGCUAUAGGUGGCAUCUCAUCCGCCUUUUUCUGGAAGGAAAGACGAUAG